Messenger RNA from Perca flavescens (yellow perch), 1394 nucleotides. RefSeq names its product zinc finger protein 239-like. The transcript has 2 exons. Lineage: Eukaryota; Metazoa; Chordata; Actinopteri; Perciformes; Percidae. Gene Ontology annotation, cellular component: chromatin; PcG protein complex; transcription regulator complex. Bases 1 to 1095 code for a protein of 364 amino acids. Gene Ontology annotation, biological process: regulation of transcription by RNA polymerase II. The record is from RefSeq and is a predicted model, not a curated record. Gene Ontology annotation, molecular function: RNA polymerase II cis-regulatory region sequence-specific DNA binding; DNA-binding transcription factor activity, RNA polymerase II-specific.
AUGGUGGUGGCAGCAUCAUGCUAUGGGGGUGUUUUUCAGCUGCAGGGACAGGACGACUGGUUGCAAUCGAAGGAAAGAUGGAAUGCGGCCAAGUACAGAGAUAUCCUGGAAGAAAACCUCAUCCAGAGUGCUCAGGACCUCAGACUGGGCCAAAGGUUCACCUUCCAACAAGACAAUGACCCUAAGCACACAGCUAAAAUGACAAAGGAGUGGCUUUGGAACAACUCUAAACGGAGAGGAGAGGGACCCAAACGUCACCACUGUCAACACUGUGACAAAUCCUUCACAACAUCUGGAUAUUUAAAGAUUCAUCAGAGAGUUCACACUGGACACAAUCUACACAGCUGUGGUCUAUGUGGGGCAGCUUUCGUACUACAGCAUCGCCUAAAAAGACAUCAACGCAUUCACACUGAAGAAAAGCCUUACAGCUGUGUUCAAUGUGGGGCGGCUUUCACACAAUUGAGUAUCCUAAAAAGACAUCAACGCAUUCACACUAAAGAAAAGCCUUACAGCUGUGAUCAGUGUGGGGCAACUUUCACACGAAAGAGUACCCUAAUAAUACAUCAACGCAUUCACACUGGAGAGAAGCCUUACAGCUGUGAUCGAUGUGGUAAAACAUUUUCUAGGAGUGACAGUCUAGAAAUCCACCAACGUGUUCACACUGGAGAGAAGCCGUACUGGUGUGAUCUAUGUGGUGCAACAUUUUCUCAGAGUGGUCACCUAGAAAGCCACAGAAUUGUUCACACUGGAGAUAAACCGUACAGCUGUGAACAAUGCGGGGCAGCAUUCAUGUAUUUAAAUAGGUUACAGACCCACCAACGUGUUCACACUGGAGAGAAGCCGUACUGGUGUGAACAAUGUGGAAAAACGUUUUCUCAGAGUAGGUACCUUAAAAGACACCAGCGCUUUCACACUGGAGAGAAGCCGUACUGGUGUGAACAAUGUGGGAAAACUUUUUCUCACAGUACUGACCUUAAAAAACACCAGCGUAUUCACACUGGAGAGAAGCCGUACUGGUGUGAACAAUGUGGUAAAACUUUUUCUCUGAAUGGUAACCUUAAAUCUCACCAGCGCGUUCACACUGCCACGUUGUGAACAUGUUUCCGAGCCAAGCUGUUUCCUCCUGCCUCCUCCUCAUGCCCUGAUAGCUGUGUUGUUAUUUUCUGAUCUUCUCUCCACAUUGAAGGCAGACCAGCAGUAACUUUAUCUUCUGAACAGCAUGGAUGUUAUCCUGGCUAGGACUACACAUUACGCUCCCUCCCUUUGAAGGGAUUUAUUCCACUCAAAAUUUGUUUGUUUUCCUGUAAUGAAAUAUUCUGAAUUCUAAUGCUGCAGCGAAGAAGUAUGUGUUGUUCUAAAUCACCUGGGGUCUCAUUUAUAAAACUGUGCGUAGG